Phoenix dactylifera (date palm) is the source of this 3957-nucleotide messenger RNA. RefSeq names its product cellulose synthase A catalytic subunit 2 [UDP-forming]-like. NCBI's taxonomy places the organism in Eukaryota, Viridiplantae, Streptophyta, Magnoliopsida, Arecales, Arecaceae. Gene Ontology annotation, molecular function: cellulose synthase (UDP-forming) activity. The record is from RefSeq and is a predicted model, not a curated record. Gene Ontology annotation, cellular component: membrane. Gene Ontology annotation, biological process: cellulose biosynthetic process.
UUGGCUGCCAUCCCCCGCUCCCUCGUGUUGUCUACUUCCUUCCCCCUCACACCGUGAGAUCGGUUUCCGGAAGCUACUCUCAUUGCAGCCCCGCCCCAGAGGAGGAGAAGAAAGGGAAGAAAAUAAGAAAAAAAAAUCUUUUUUUGACUCCGUUUCUGCGGUUUUUUAUGCUGAGCUUUGGGCGCUCGGGGAAUGAGCGGCGGGAGUGAUCGAUUUGGAGAGAGUUCUUGGCGUGGGGAUUUGAAGUGAGGAGAGGAGAUAAGGGAGGGGUUUGAUCGGGUGAAGUUGGUGAUGGCUACGGGAGGGCGGCUCGUGGCGGGUUCUCGGAAUCGGAACGAGUUUGUGGUCAUCAAUGCUGAUGAUUUUGGGCGGUCCAAGGCUGCCCAAGAUUCCAAUGGGCAGAUCUGCCAGAUAUGCGGAGAUGAUAUUGAGAUAUUAGAGGAAGAAAAAGAGCUCUUUGUUGCCUGCAACGAGUGCGCCUUCCCUGUUUGCAGGACUUGCUAUGAGUAUGAGAGAAGGGAGGGCAGUCAGGCCUGUCCCCAGUGCAAGACCAGAUACAAGCGUCAUAAAGGUAGUGCCAGAGUAGAGGGUGAUGAGGAAGAAGAUGGUGAUGAUGAUAUUGAGAAAGAAUUCAAUUUUGGUAAUUUUGAUGCCAAGGAGACUCUGAGUGUAUCUGGGUCGAAGCAUCACAGCCAGCCUAGCAUUGGACAGAGCUCCUUCACUGGAUCAGUGACUGGCACCUCCCAUGUCCACAAUCCUAGUUUCUAUACUAAUAUCGAUGUCCCACUUCUGACUUAUGGUGAAGAGGUUGAUGGGAUUUCUUCUGAUCACCAUGCUCUUGUUAUUCCUCCAUAUGUUACACAAAUUCAUUCAAGGCCUGUUGCAGGAUCUUCUGUCUCUACACAAUCUAGGCCUAUAAACCCUAAUAAAGACAUAGCGGUGUAUGGCUAUGGAACUGUUGCGUGGAAGGAUAGAGUUGAUGACUGGAAGAGAAAGCAGCUUAUUAAACUGCAGAGGCCUCAGCUUGAAGGUGGGGAUGGUGGGGGCCUUGAUGGAGAUGGGCCAGAUAACCCUGAUUUGCCAAUGUCGGAUGAAAGCAGACAGCCAUUGUCAAGGAAGCUACCCAUUGCUUCGAGUAAGAUAAACCCAUACAGGAUCAUAAUUUUGCUGAGGCUUGUCAUACUUGGCUUCUUUUUCCAUUAUAGACUUCGCCACCCAGUUCCAGACGCUUAUGGAUUGUGGCUAACAUCAGUUAUAUGUGAAAUAUGGUUUGGAAUUUCAUGGAUUUUGGAUCAAUUCCCGAAAUGGUACCCUAUAGAACGAGAGACAUAUCUGGAUCGUCUAUCAUUGAGGUAUGAUAAAGAUGGAAAGCCAUCUGAGUUAGCAGAUAUUGAUAUUUUUGUAAGCACAGUUGAUCCCAUGAAAGAACCUCCACUUAUCACUGCAAAUACGGUUUUAUCCAUUCUAGCUGUGGAUUAUCCUGUUGAUAAAGUUUCAUGUUACGUCUCGGAUGAUGGUGCUGCCAUGCUUACCUUUGAAGCGCUUUCUGAAACUUCUGAAUUUGCCAAGAAAUGGGUCCCAUUCUGCAAAAAGUUCAAUAUUGAGCCUCGUGCUCCUGAAUGGUAUUUUGCUCAAACAAUUGACUAUCUGAAAGAUAAAGUUCAUCCAGAUUUUGUGAGGGAACGGCGUGCAAUGAAGAGAGAAUAUGAGGAAUUUAAGAUUCGUAUCAAUGCAUUAGUGGCCAUGUCACAGAAGGUUCCUGAAGAAGGCUGGACAAUGCAGGAUGGAACUCCAUGGCCUGGAAACAACAUUCGGGACCAUCCAGGAAUGAUUCAGGUCUUUCUGGGUCAUAAUGGUGUGCUUGAUGAGGCGGGAAAUGAGCUCCCGCAUUUGGUCUACGUUUCUCGUGAGAAAAGGCCAGGAUAUAAUCACCACAAAAAAGCUGGUGCCAUGAAUGCUUUGGUGCGAGUGUCAGCUGUUCUCUCAAAUGCUCCUUACAUUUUGAAUGUUGACUGUGACCAUUACAUAAACAAUAGCAAGGCCCUACGAGAAGCCAUGUGUUUUAUGAUGGAUCCCAUAUCGGGAAAGAAAGUUUGCUAUGUUCAAUUUCCUCAGAGAUUUGAUGGAAUUGAUCGACAUGACAGAUAUUCAAAUCGAAAUGUUGUGUUUUUUGAUAUCAACAUGAAAGGCCUUGAUGGGAUCCAGGGACCAAUAUAUGUUGGGACAGGAUGUGUUUUCAGAAGGCAAGCUCUAUAUGGAUUUGAUGCUCCUGUUAAGGAGAAGUCCCCAGGGAAAACCUGCAAUUGUUGGCCAAAAUGGUGCUGUUGUUGCUGUGGAUCUAAAAGAAAGAACAGGAAAGGGAAACAGAAGCAAGAGAAGAAGAAGAAGAAAAAGACAAAGCACAGAGAGGCAUCUACUCAAGUACAUGCACUUGAGACUAUUGAAGAGGAGGCAAAAGGACAAGAAAGUGAGAACUCAGCCUUGGUGCCCCGGGAAAAGCUUGAGAAAAGAUUUGGGCAAUCAUCUGUGUUUGUAGCUUCGACACUUCAAGAAAAUGGUGGAAUUGCAGACGGUGUGAGUUUUGCUUCGUGUCUAAGUGAGGCUAUGCAUGUAAUUAGUUGUGGUUAUGAAGAUAAAACUGAGUGGGGAAAGGAGGUUGGCUGGAUAUAUGGAUCUGUUACGGAGGAUAUUCUGACAGGUUUCAAGAUGCAUUGCCAUGGCUGGCGGUCUGUUUACUGCAUACCUAAAAGACCAGCAUUUAAGGGGUCUGCUCCAAUUAACCUCUCUGACCGUCUUAAUCAAGUCUUGCGGUGGGCCCUUGGAUCUGUUGAGAUUUUUCUGAGCAAGCACUGCCCCAUAUGGUAUGGCUAUAGAGGUGGCUUGAAGUGGUUGGAGCGGUUUUCCUACAUAAACUCAGUCGUAUAUCCUUGGACAUCAAUUCCCCUGGUUGCAUACUGUACUUUGCCAGCAAUCUGUCUUCUCACCGGGAAGUUUAUUGUGCCUGAGAUCAGCACCUAUGCAAGUUUAAUAUUCAUAGCUCUCUUUGUCUCCAUUGCUGCAACCGGUAUUCUUGAGAUGCAAUGGGGAGGGGUGAGUGUUGAUGACUGGUGGAGGAAUGAGCAAUUCUGGGUGAUUGGUGGUGUCUCAUCGCACCUCUUCGCCCUCUUCCAGGGUCUCCUAAAGGUUCUAGCUGGAGUCGACACCGACUUCACCGUCACAUCCAAAGGAGGAGAUGAUGAAGAAUUUGCAGAGCUUUAUCUCUUCAAGUGGACCUCCCUAUUAAUCCCUCCGUUGACGCUGCUUAUACUAAAUAUUAUUGGUGUUGUGGCUGGGGUCUCCAAUGCCAUCACCAGUGGGUAUGAGUCAUGGGGUCCGCUGUUCGGCAGACUCUUUUUUGCAUUCUGGGUCAUUAUGCAUCUCUAUCCAUUCCUGAAAGGAAUGAUGGGGAAACAGGAUAGAGUGCCCACCAUCGUCAUUGUUUGGUCUAUACUUCUUGCUUCAAUAUGUUCACUUCUAUGGGUUCGAGUGAAUCCAUUCACAAGUAAAUAUGAUGGGCCUGUAUUAGAAGUUUGCGGGCUAAAUUGUGAUUGAAACAUGCAUGGGAGUUUAGAUGUUUUUUGGCAGCAGGGACUUGCAGAUGGGUGUUCUACUUCCAGAGGAAUGAAAAUUCUCUCUUGACUAUUUUUCCAUGAUGACAGUCAAGAGAGAGGAGGAAAGUUGAAGGAAAAGGUAAAAAAGAGAGAGAGAGAGUGGAACAGAAAACAGGGUUGUGGUUGUGUAGAUAAAGGAGAUGGAAGCUGACACAUUGUUAUUUUGUUAUUUAUAAUGUUUUAUUGAUUCAUUCUUGAUAUUGGACACCUUCUUCUGGUUGUUUAAGGGGAUGAUAUGCUUAGAUGUGUGGUAUUUUACUUUUAAGAUGAUAUAAUCGAUCUGAAUCUAUAUUUAUUCCUUGAUCUG